CGGCUAUGACCUACACCACCGAUUUCGACAUAAUUUUGGGAUCUGUGUGUACAUUAAAAAUGACCUUUCAUGUCAUCGAGAGGAGAAGCUAGAACCAGCGAACCUUGAUAUCAUAUGGCUAAAAUUCACCUCAAAGUCAUCGACCAAGUUUAUCUGCUGCCUCUACCGACCGCCAUGUAACACCGAGUACCAAAACUUUUUCGCGAUAUUAUCCGAAAGCUGUGAUAGUAUACAGUCAAACUAUCCACAGGCGGAAAUUGUCUUUUUAGGCGAUUUUAAAAAGAUGAAGUGUUUGAUAAAUAAAUCAAACAAUAAGCAAAUGUGUUUUGUCAAGUGAUUAAUCAACGAUGACAAUGUCAAAUUAUGACAAUAAACAAACAAAAAUUAAUGAAGUUUUCCAAAGAUGCACAAAUUCUCUUCGAUCCGAAAAGGAAACCAUUUAUGGUUCCUAUUUACCCUGAGUUUCAUAGAAUUCGUCAGAGGUAAAUUACCAUUUUUCGACAAUCCCGAAGACAAAAUAGCCAAAUAUUGGGAAAACCCAUCAAAAAGCGACAUUUUAGAAAAAGCCGAUAAACUAUUCGAAGAAGACAAACACAUGGAAGUCUACGAAAGCUUAAAUAGAAUCAAAUAUAGUAAAGACAUCGAAGUAGUCUGGAGAUUGGCCAAAGCCCUGUACAAUUUAUCACUAACUCCGGAUAUUACAGCCGAAGUGCGAAAAGAAAUGAUUACAGAAGCACAAGAAAUAUUGGAAAGCACUUACGCAAUGGGCAAAAAUAAAUCUUGCUUUUACAAAUGGAUGGCGAUCAUUACAAACACCAGAAACGGAUUAGAGAAUUUGGAAACCAAAAUUAAAGGUUACGCUACUGUGAAAAAUUAUUUGAGCGAGGCUUGCGAAAGGAAUCCUAGAGAUUUUACUGUUCAAUACAUGUUAGGAAGGUGGCACUUUGAAAUGGCGAAUUUGUCGUGGUUUCAAAGAAAAAUCGCGAAAUAUCUGUACUUGGAACCGCCAAAGUCGACUUUCCAGGAAGCCUAUAGGCACCACAUCAAAGCCGAAGAACUUGAACCGAGAAGUUAUUUGCCCAACUUGUACAUUUUGGGUUGUAUUUGUAUGAAAUUGGGCCAAUAUUACCGGGCAAAAUACUAUUUGAACUUGGCAUUGAGCCUUCCGGCUCACAAUGAGUGCGAAAAGUGCUGUAUUCCGGGCGUGAAGAGUCUCCUAACGAAAUUGGAAAAGUACGAUUUGGGCAAGGAUGUUUUGUACAAUUACGAAUUCGGAUUCGAAAAUUAAUAUUGAAAUAAAAUAUUUUUCUUAUGGCAAUAGAAUUGAUAGGCACCUCUACUAAAUCAAUAAAGACUUCUAAAAAUAAGAUUUAGAUCUAAUUACGACAUUAUCACUAUCG
Ceutorhynchus assimilis (cabbage seed weevil) is the source of this 1400-nucleotide messenger RNA. NCBI's taxonomy places the organism in Eukaryota, Metazoa, Arthropoda, Insecta, Coleoptera, Curculionidae. The record is from the annotation of a GenBank genome assembly.